Messenger RNA from Zeugodacus cucurbitae (melon fly), 7509 nucleotides. RefSeq names its product histone-lysine N-methyltransferase trr. The transcript is spliced from 9 exons. Gene Ontology annotation, molecular function: histone H3K4 methyltransferase activity; histone binding; transcription coactivator activity. NCBI's taxonomy places the organism in Eukaryota, Metazoa, Arthropoda, Insecta, Diptera, Tephritidae. Gene Ontology annotation, cellular component: nucleus; MLL3/4 complex. The record is from RefSeq and is a predicted model, not a curated record. Gene Ontology annotation, biological process: positive regulation of transcription by RNA polymerase II. The coding region runs from base 315 to 6767 and encodes 2150 amino acids.
AUCGUAUCUCUGUCAAAAACCACUUUAAUAUUUUUCAUGUAAAGCAAUAUUAAAGAAUACCUUUAAGAAAUUAAAAUACUAGAGGAUACUAAAGUGAAUAUAUUUAAUUCUAUAAAUGUGAAUGCCAAAAGUGAAUAUUAUUAUAUUAUUUAUUGUGUGUACGAGUUUCAACAAUAUGAUUGCGGAUUUUUAAUGAACAGUUUUGUUUUGUAUAGUGUGUUUUUAUCAAAUAAAAGUCGUACAGCCUCAUGGUUUCUUAUUGAAUAUACGUAUAUAUUUCGACGCAUAAAUGUGUAAAAAGUUAAAAACUAAGCAUGAAUCAAAUAAAAAAUAUUGGAAGUUCUGAAAAUCCAAAACAUCAUAACUUCCAAAGUAAUAAUACCAGUUCAGUGAAACGGAAUAACUCGGCAGAAAUAAGUAUAAGUUCAACAAAAAAAAUUAAAUUAGAUGUGUCCAAUAACACUAUUUGGAAUCUUGAAGGCAAUGUAAUUAAGAAACCAUUGAGCGAGAGCACUAAGGACGAGCAUAUAAAGAAGAGUUUUAAAAGAGAUUCUGUGUCAAAAACUUUUCAAAAUUUUUCAAAUCAAGAUUGUGAAAUACCUGAAACGGUAAAACCAUCUUUUAAUUCAGACGAUUUUGUAGUUAUUUCGUCAAAUGUGUCGGACUAUAUUGAUGAUAAAGAUUGCGACAAAAGCAUCAGAAAUAAGCCAAUUUCCGAGACAAGUAGCAGUUUGUUAAAUACCAAUAUAAGUGGACGAAAAGAGUUAAAUACCAAAUGUGCAGGACAAAUUGAAUCCGCUGAUUUAGGCAUAUCGCCAAUAAAUCAAGAAAUAAGUGCUAACGAAUUUGAUGUUGUCAUGAUGUCAUCUAUGCAGGAACAAAAGCCAAUACAACAAUUAUCUUUGAGUUCUGAUAACAGUCUCUCUGGAUCGCUUUCUCGUGUUGUAGCUUCAGCUGGAAAUAUUAUGCGACCAGGUACAUUGACUUAUACUCGUAUAACGACUGCAAGUACAAUAUCUGCCGGCAUACCACAAAAUGCAUCAGUAUUGAAUAGAAGAAAUAUAUCUCCAAAUUUGAAGAAUUCGCAAGUGAUGAUGACAAAUAAGAAGCUUCCAUCGGAGAUUACACAAACUACAGCAAAAGUUUCAAUUGGUAAUACCACAAUAUCUGUUCCAUUGUUAAAACCCUUAAAUUCUUCACAACACGGUCACCAAGGCAGCUCUGGAUCUUCCGAGCUGCAGAAACAAUCUCAAACGAAUACGCAGACAUCUUCACAACAACUUUCUUCUCAAACACAAAUAAAUUUAAGCAAAAUACUGACGACUAAGCAAGGGUAUAAGGGUAGUCAUCCAACUAUAGUAUCGCUUUCUCAGCUUCAAAUUAAACCAGUAUCAACAACGAAGCUUGUUCAAACUAAAGUUUUUGGUAAGAAGCUACCACAACUUCAGUGUUCCGUAACUACAAAUUCGCAACCUAAUUCUGGACUUGUUACAAUUGCCGUAUCAAAAGCUAAACCUAGUAUAGCUCUCAAUCAAUCGGGUUCAAAAAAAAUAAGUUUCAAAACAGAUUCCGGAGGCUUAUUACACAAUAAUGCACAUUUAGAAGAUGGAACAAAUAUAUCUGACAAUAUUUCGGCAAUUGAAACAAUUGAUUUUGCAAAUGAAAAAGUAGAAAAAUCAACCAGCGAUAAUCAGAUGUUAGACUCCAAUAUAUCGAAAACCUUGGGUUCCAUACAAAAUCCUGUAAAAAUAGUACCUCCAGUCACUGAUGAAAUUACGUUAAAUAAAACGGCGGCUACUAUUAAAAAGGUUUUAAAUCCAAAUGUCAAUAUCCUACCUUUACUAACGCCAAUAUCAAAGAAUACGGAGCACCAAGGAAACACAAAUGUUUAUCCAGCUGUUAGUAUAAUUAGACAACAUGUCCCUCAAUUAAUUACAACAUCAGCUACAACAACAUGUGUCUCCGUUUCAACGGGUGUGUCAGAUAACAAUAUCCAGACAGAAUUCCAUAGUACAAAACAAACAAAUCUGAAUAAUUUAUGUGGGAAAUUAAAUUCAUCAUCCAUAAUUUCGAUUCCAAAAAACAUUUCAUUAGUUUUAUCAAAAAAUAACCCAACUCAACAAUCAAAGGCAAAUAUAGUGUCUAAUUCAAUUAGAAACUCAAACUUAAUCGAUCAGAAGGUAAAAAAAAUCAAUUUAACAGUUUCAAGUGCACUUAAUGUAUCUGCAGUUAGUUCGAUGAAUAUGGUACAGCCUUUUAAUGCCAACAAUCUUUCAUCGACACAAAAUCAAUCACAGGAAACAAGUCCAAUUAAUAAAUCUACAGUUAUAUCAGUCGCAGUACAACCUCCUAAUUUAAUAAACUCAACUGAUCAGAGCUCACUACCUCGUAAAACGGUCAAAGUAACACCCUACACAUUGUCUUCGUUGGGACAACAUUUGGAUAAACGAUGCAAAUCACUUGAGGUACAUGAACAAGAAUAUCGACAGAAUGUUGAUAUUUUGCCUUCAAAACGAAGCAAGCUUGAAAGUUCUGAGUGCAAUGCAGAUGUAUUCGAGAGUUUGAACAAAAAAGAAGCAGUUGAUAAUACGCAUUCCUUUGUUGAAGCAAAAUCCAUCAAAAAUUUUGACAAGCAUGGAAACAUUGAAUUUAAUAAGUCGCCUAUAAAUGUUUCUAAAUCAGAGGAUUCCAACAAUGUUCUUCUUAAAAAACUUCUUCAAAAUUCCAGUAAUUCGCAACAUCUAAAUAUUCACACGUCCAUAGCUACCAAUAUACCAAACCCAGUUACGAACUCAACACCAGCAUCUAUUUGUAGUCAAGUAUUAUCUGCCAGAAAAGUGAUUAAUGUGCGUGCACCUAGUUUGGGUUUAGUUAGUUCUUUGGAGGCACAAUUGGCCCGCCCAGUUAUACCUCCUGUCCCAGCGACAUCUUCAGCCCCGGUUCAAACUGAGAUUUCAAAACCACAGAAAACUGACGAGCAAGAAGAUUUAAAAAAUAAAAUCAACAAUGAAAUCACAGCAUCUCAAAAUGAUGUGAAAAUAAAACCUGUCCAAGUGAUUUCAAAAGAAACGUCAUUUGUCUCCAAUCCGAACAUUACCCCAUUCUCAUUAGAAGAUCCGUGUCGCUCCAAAAUGCAAGUUACAACAGUUACUGGGCAGGACAUUGAACAUGAUUCGCUUAAAACAAGUAAAGCUUCAUGUGAGAAAAGCGAUACCAGUAAUUCAUCACAACAAAAUUACUCACAUAACACACAGCAAAAAGAAUCCAAUGGAAAUGAGGUUGAAGAAGGUGGAAAUUCACUGGGAAAUAUUUUCUCUGCUAAUAAAACGUCCUCCAAUGUUGGCAAAGACAGCAUAAAUAACCAAAAUUUUGGCAGUGAUGUGCCAAAUCAUUUCCCCAUAAUUGAGAGAAAGGAAGAGGCUUGCGGUGAAAAGUUGUCCAGUUUUGUAACAUCUCUGACAGAUCCAUCAGAAAAAGCGGAAAAAAACGAAAAUAUUAAAACGAAACCUUAUGUUAACAAUCUGUUAGAUGCAUCUGCGAAGUCAAAGACACCAUCCAGAUAUGAUAAUGAUUCGAAUAUUCAAGUAAAUUUAAAGUCGGAUAAUAAACAUAAUCUUAAUGAUAUGAGUAUACCUUCCGAAUGCAAUAAUCCAAAUAAUAUUGUAUCUACCGAUCAGAAGACAAUAAUAGUAGAUAAAGAUAUUGAGUCCAAAAAGAAACGGAAAAGAGAAUACCAAAAGCAACGCAGGUUGUUGCUAAGUGGGAAGGAGACUAAUGCGAACAUAGUUAACUCUACUACAAAUGUACCUGGACCAAAAAAGAGGUCAAGAAAACUUUCCAAAAUCGAAGAGGAUUACGACAAUUUCAUUGACAAUUUAAUGACACAUCUAAAGCAAAUGAAACCGUUGCAGGUUUUGGAACCUCUAUUAAAUAGAAAUUUCCUUGUUUGUAAUGCAUAUGGGUUAAGUAGCAAUCUUCCUCGUGGAGUAAGUAGUAAAGAGAAUGGCGAUGUUUUGCAAACUCCCCCACUCUUGGGAGAGUAUGGAAAUGCGCAUCAUUCCAAUGCAAAUACAUUAUAUGACACGGAGUCAUUUCAUUCAUCAGAAAGUAACAAAGAGAAAAAAUUGUCUACAAUUCAAAAUGAUUUUUAUGAUCAGGAAUUCUCAUCAAAUACACGAAAUAAUUAUAGCGACAGGUACUUGCGAGUAUGGAGUAUAAUGAAAGAACGCAGCAUUGAGUCCUCAGAUAUUGUAACCAACUGUAGUGUCAAUAAUGUCGAUGUAGUAAAUACGAUUGGAGAUAAAUUCAAUAGGUUGUCUUUACAGCAACUUAUUUAUCCCGGCUUAGUUGUAAUGAAUAAAAACAAUGAGCAUUACGUGGAUCGAAUGUCACCAAGUAUCCCAUUUAUCGAUUCAACAUUUAGUAUUAAAAAGAGCUGCCUUGUAAAAGCGAUAAAGCAAAUUGACGGCAUUGAAAAUGCUAACCAGAUUUUAAAUAAUGGGACCGAUAUGAGACCGAAACGUGAUGAAAGCAACAACCGAGUGGUUACAUUGUCCGUUCAAUUUUCGGCUGUUAAUAACAUAUUUGGGGUGCUUAAAGACUUGGCCAAUCUGUUGCAUAUUCCAGCGCCGACAAUGUAUAAAGUAAUUGAUAAACCAACAUUUAAUUUAUCUCACGACCUUACACCAAAGAGCAAUAUUAAGUUAACAACUAAAAGUCAAACAAGUUUUCAACAAGAUGUGAUGUGUGGCAGAAAAAAAAUUUGCUAUAAUUGCGGUAACUCAAUUUUAGAUUCGAGAAUUCAAUCUUUUAAAACUCCUUUUUGUGAUAUAAAAGAAAUUUGCCCCUCUAACUUGUCGCCAAAUUUAUCGCCAAUGAAAUUGCAAUUCUGUAACAAAUAUUGUUAUGAACACUUCAAUAAUCCUCAUAAAUCGCAAACCUUAAAUUUAAAAUCAAAAAUUGAAGACGUUCAAGUAACUACUGAAGAAAAGUUUAAUGAGGAAAACUUAACCGGGAACAGGUCUACGGCAAAUCAAAAUAAUAUAUCUAAAAAUAAUAAAGCUAAAAAUUGCAUUUACAAACAUUACAGUGUUAACUGUUUUAAGGAGUCAAGUCAAAGCCGUAUUUCUGAGAAUGUUAAGAAAGGCAGUGAAACAUGUUUGGAUGAAAAUAAUGAACAAAGUGGAUUUGCUAGUUGUAUCUUAAAUAGUUCAAUUGAAGAUUUGAGGGAGUGUGUUUUUUGUUACCAACGUGGGGACGGCGCAGCCAAUGGCCCAUCUCGACUACUCAAUUUCGAUAUAGAUAAAUGGGUACAUUUAAAUUGCGCUCUAUGGUCCAGCGAAGUGUAUGAGACUAUAAGUGGUGGCCUUAUGAACUUUCCAGCAGCUUUACAGAUGGGCCUUAAUCAAUCGUGUAGCGGAUGUCAACAAAUUGGUGCCACAGUACGCUGUUUUAAAAAUCGUUGUACCCAAGUUUUUCAUUUACCUUGUGCAAUAAGAGAGCAUUGUGUUUUCUACAAAAACAAAACCAUACAUUGUCAGCAGCAUGCAAAUCGAUUAGAAAAAGAAAAUGAAUUGUCAUCUCUUACCGUUCAUAGACGAGUAUUUGUCGAAAGAGAUGAAAAUAGGCAAGUGGCAACAGUAAUGCAUCACUCAGAAUUAACAAACUUACUUCGAGUCGGUACCUUAAUUUUUUUAAAUAUUGGGCAAUUACUUCCUCACCAGUUAGAAGCCUUUCACACCAUAGAUCACAUAUACCCUGUGGGAUAUAAAGUGAUUCGAUUUUACUGGUCUAUGAAGAAGCCAAAUCGACGUUGUCGAUAUGUAUGCUCAAUAAAUGAAACUGCUGGUCGACCUGAAUUCCGUAUACAGGUGCAGGAACCUGGAAGCGAAAUUGAAUUACGCGAUUCCUCCCCUAAUGCAGUUUGGAAACAAAUUUUAACACCCAUCGCAUCUAUGCGUAAAAACAAUAAAAUUGUACAACUGUUCCCUCAAUUUAUUUCCGGCGAAGAUCUCUUUGGAUUAACAGAGCCUUCUGUAGUUAGAAUUAUUGAGAGCUUACCGGGCAUAGAAACACUAACGAACUAUCGUUUUAAAUAUGGACGUAAUCCUCUGUUAGAAUUGCCACUUGCAAUAAACCCAAGUGGUUCUGCACGCACCGAGCCAAAGCAGCGACAAAUAGUUGCUUGGAGAAAGCCUCAUACUCAAAGAACUGGCUCAGCUGCGAAUCAACGUAUGGCAAAUUCUACAACAUCUAUUGCAGGCGAAAUAGCAUGUCCGUACAGUAAGCAAUUUGUCCACUCGAAAAGUUCUCAAUAUAAAAAAAUGAAACAGGAAUGGAGAAAUAAUGUAUACUUGGCGAGAUCAAAAAUACAAGGCCUUGGUUUAUAUGCUGCGCGUGAUAUAGAAAAGCAUACCAUGAUAAUAGAAUAUAUUGGUGAAGUUAUUCGCACAGAAGUGUCGGAAAUUAGAGAGAAACAAUAUGAAGCGAAGAAUCGAGGAAUAUAUAUGUUUCGUCUGGAUGAAGAUAGAGUCGUCGAUGCUACCCUGUCUGGAGGAUUAGCUCGUUAUAUAAAUCACGCUUGCAAUCCUAACUGUGUAACUGAGACUGUUGAUGUUGAUCGUGAACUUAGGAUUAUAAUAUUUGCUAAGCGAAGGAUUAACAGAGGCGAAGAGCUAUCUUAUGAUUAUAAAUUUGACAUUGAAGACGAUGCCCAUAAAAUAUCUUGCAUGUGCGGUUCUCCCAACUGCAGAAAAUGGAUGAAUUAAGCAGCUAUAUAUGACGUAAAUUAUAUUCAACUCAUAUCAAUGUUGUAUGAAAUAAAAUUAAUAAAUCAAAAUACUUAUUAUAAUAGUUAUAAACUGUGGUAUUUAGUACCCCAAAUAGUUAUCUAUAACAAUGUAACAUUAUAUAUAAUAAAUUAAAGUUGCGUGGAAUUUUGUAUUUGCAGAAAAAUUAUGAUUAUUAUUUUCAAAAAACUGUUGUGUGCUUUCCGAACCUUUUACUGAAUAUAUUCUUAUACACGUAUAACACAAAAUAUAAUUACAUUGCUCACAUAAAAGUUCUUUUUACAAGUCGUAAAAUUAUCUAGUUACAUAUUGGUUUAUGUUUAUUUGUUCUAGAAGAAUUUAUUCCGCUACAUGUCUAUACCCGUACAUCCGUGCAACCCACAUUGCGUUUCAGCACCUCAUGCUGCAAGGUAAUACAAAGAUUAAGUAAUAAUCUCGGCAUUUCCAAAACUGCUAGCAGUCAUAUCAUAAUGUGAAACAUAUAGUUUUACAACAUAAAACACAAAUUAGUAAACUCAGAGAUCGCAUUUUACAUAGUUUCACCUAUUUCAUAAUUUGUAUUUGAUAUUUGAAACACUUAAUUUAUUUUGCAUGGAUUCGAAUUACUAAAUUAUAAUAUUCAUAUUUGAAGCUGAAAUGAUGGAAAUAUAGUUCUGUAUACAUUUUAAGUAUUGCUUGUAAAAUAAAAAUGAUAACUAAAUAUAUUGUAUAUGUUAAAUCA